UGCAUCCCGCAUGGAAAUCCCCAGGGUUCCUCGGUUCUCUGCCUCGGCGGCCUCUUGAAGCAGUUUUCAGCUAACGGCGGCGUUAAAAGGCUAAUAAAACAAGCAGAUAGGCCUGUAAACCGCUCGCUUUCUAAUGGCUUCUUUGCUGCCUCCCUAGAGCUGUGUUUGGGCAGGAGGAGAGCGCUGUUUUAUCGCUAAUAGUGCUUUUUGAAAGCUGCCUAUUAAAAAAUUAUGUCUUAUUCCCCAGGCUUUCAGAUGCGGGUGCUCCAGUGAAUUAAUUGUCAUUUAGUCAUCAUAAGGGAAGUGGAUGUUUUCCUUGCUGUGACAGCGACAACUUAAUUUUAAUUAGAUACAGACAAACACGUAAAGUGUUGCAGUAGCGUCGGAAUUGCCUCGCCAAUGUGGGUGCUGGAUUUUCUCACCUCUAAUUACCCGUGCUAAUCAGUGCCUAGAAGCUUAUGCUGAAAUUGUGCUCUUAUCCUAGUGAUUAUUAUAUUUUUUUUUAUGUAUAUAAAGUUGCUGAGAAACCCCAGGGGCCUGAGUUAAAUGGGUUCAUUCCAAGCAGAGCGUGGAAAAAGAAGACGUCGUUGCUGUUGCGCUGCAGCGUGUGGGUGCGAGGAGAGUUUGAUUGGAGCAUGGAGCCCUCAUCCCCACCAGAACCAGGGUUUCCUGCAGAGAAGAGCUCAUCUGUGCCACAGAAAAAACACCGGGUCCUGGUGGGAGUGACUGGAAGCGUGGCUGCCCUGAAGCUACCUCUCCUCAUUGCUGAAUUGUUGAAAAUCACUGGGCUCGAGGUGAAGGUUGUCACUACGGAGAGAGCAAAGCAUUUCUACAAUGCCCAGGAGAUUCCUGUGACGCUCUACAGCGAUGAAGAUGAGUGGCAGCUGUGGAAGGGCCGUUCGGACCCCGUCCUGCACAUCGAGCUCAGGCGGUGGGCUGACGUUAUGUUGGUGGCACCUCUUGAUGCAAACACACUGGCAAAGCUCGCGAAUGGCAUCUGUGACAACCUGCUGACUUGUGUCAUCCGUGCUUGGGAUCUGAGCAAACCUCUGCUCUUCUGCCCAGCUAUGAACACGGCCAUGUGGGAACACCCCAUCACAGCUCAGCAGGUGGAGCAGCUGAAAGGCUUUGGCUACACAGAGAUCCCCUGUGUGGUGAAGAAACUAGUGUGUGGAGAUGAAGGUCGAGGUGCCAUGGCAGAAGUGUGGACCAUUGUGGAGAGCGUGAGAAGGAUCCUUGAGGAACGGGACUUGCCAACGCAGAGCUGAUGGUUUGGCAUGUGAAUUGUGUUUGUGUGCCUCCCUGAUGGUUUGAAGAUAAAACCAACAGGAAGCCGAGUCGAGAUGGCAUGCAUACCUAGAGCAAGCUCUUCAACCGAAGGAGUGAAACGGUUGUCUUCCAGCUGGUGCCAAACUGAAAUGUGGUACAUCACUGCUGACUUGCAGAAACCAAAGCCAAGAACAUGCUGCUUUAGUGUGGGAAAACUCUGCGGUAUCUCGCAGAGAGGGAGCAACGUUCCGCUAGGCCGCUCAACCCCCAGUAUUUCACAUGCACUCCUCUCUGAGGAGGCCGCGGGAGGAACUGCCGACGUAUUUCAGGUCCAGUGGUUCCCCCAGGAGCUGCUAGAGAGGAGAGUGCUGUGCAAGCCCUGGUGAUGGGGAUAAUGCCAGCCCCUUCCAGCAUGUCGGCAUGGGCACAUCCCUGCUCUCCAAAGCCUGGUCCGUAGCCGUGCUGGCUUUACCUUGCCAGCAGGAGUCACUGACCAAAAAGCAUUUCCCCUCUGGGAACUCGAUAAAAGAGAGCUUUCAAUUCUGCCCCCGAAGAACUGCCUCUUGUAGCUGCUCUGGGGGGUGUUUGCACCUAACAUUAUUGCUAAAUCAUUGUCUCUGCCUGUGGUUUUUAUCAGAGAUGGGGAAAAAAAAUGACUGAAAGAAGCUAUCUAGUCCCCAAACUAGCCUUUGCCCUUUUGUAUCUGUUGACUGGAUAGGGAUGAAGACGUCAACUGUGAACCAAAAUGACACCUACCCCUCUGGGCGCUCCAGUCAGGAAAUGAACACUGGGCCCUUGUGGAAAGCCAGGGUGGGUGUUGCCCAAGGGAGUGAAGACAAACUUUGUCUGUGAUGAUCCUUUUCGGCUUGAAAAUUAACUGACUGGCAUGAAAAAAUUGGGAAAUCCUGUGACCCCAUGGGCCAGAGCAGCCAGGGCUCCCCCAGUCCAGCCUUUCCUUGGGAAUGAGAGGGGAAUGGGAGCAAACUGGGACUGUUGAACAUGCCGCUGUAGCAGAGUGCUGCUGACCCAGAGAGUUUAUUUUUAACUAGACCCAGUCAAAUUUAAGGCCUUGGUACAGAAUGUGCAUCCUGCCUAUGGGGGCAACCUUCAGACUGCUGUGCACGAGGGAAGGGGUUAUCAGGGUAUGUUUGCUUUCCUUAUCUAUUCCACACAAAUAAAAACCUAUGAACUUUCGCAUUUUUGGCUCUUUCACUGACAGAGAUCCGGGAAUUCGGAGCUUCUGGGGACCAAGGCAGAAGGAUCCUCGUGUGAGCAGAGCCUGUGGCUCACGCAAAGGACUGUACUGGUACUGUGGUCGUGAACUUUGCGUUUUGGUGGUGAAGUCUUUGUGGCGUGACCUGCAUUGUUUGCUCAUGUUCUCAGCAUGGUGAAAGCUAUCCACCCACCAGAGGAGCUUACAUUAAGCUUACUGGAGGCAGCAGAAGAGAUGCCUCUUGGUUUCCAUGACGCUUCUAGUGAACGUUGUUUCUCCUGCUUACAGAGAAGUGUGUGUUCUGCCAGUUCCAACUGGUCUUUGGGGCUCUGCUGUGGAUAUCUUGUGCAGUUGGAAUGGCUUAUCUUUACUCCUAGUCCAUGACAGAAUGCAGAAAGUCCGACAGUAAGGCUCCUCAUACUAGGUCAAAACACCAUAUGUCCUUGAUAAGAGCGUUCAUCUUUUACAAGUCUGGUUUGAGCUGCUCCAGAAACAUUGAUGGGUAUCGUCUGGCUUCUCCGGGCCCCGGAGAGCGGGCAAGAAGGCGUGCGGCGUAUGCUGCGGAGUGCGAGCUCUGGUAGUUCAGCAGAAAGCGGGUAACGUGGCAUUUUUAGAUCCAGAACUUACGCUUGAUAGCACGCGGAGCAGACACCAGUCUUAGUGAGCUUAUCUGUAAGGCAGAAGGAAACUGCCAAGACUACAGAAUUGCUUCUCAGGCUUGUUGAGAGGCUUAAAUGAAGGCCCGCGAAGAACUUACAGAACCCUGAAUAAAGGAAGCGAAUUCUUUGUCCUGCAAAUUUAUAGGGCAGCAAUAGAAAUGUGUAGCUGAGCAGAGCCUGAGGGAACAAAGGGAAUACAUCCCAGCGGCAGAAAAACCCACGAAGGAAAGUCCUCUGUAGAGGACGCUGCCCCGGUCUGUCUCGCCUCUGCUGCAGAAACUACUAAUGGUGCCGCUAAGUGAUCCUCUGCGUAACCGCCGCGAUUUGUAAUUGGAGGCAGGUCAUGAUGGUGUUACAGGUUGGGAUAAACCCCCGCCGAAACCACCCUUCCUUCAGGGCAAAUAGAAGAAACAGUUAAGUUCCUUUUGGGAGGCAGAGCGCUGAAGCAAGAGCAGCUUCCACCCCUGGCCGGGGCACGCGUCCCCACCCACGGCGAGGCAGGCGCCGGCAGCCCGCGGGCAGGAGCGCUGCGCCGGCUGCGGAAAAACCGGCAGAAAGAGGAGCGGGGGGGAAGCCCUGGCCGCUGUCACACAAGUCAUUCGGCUUUCAGGAGGGGCCUUUGGGACACGGCCCUUGUAGGAUGAGGCUCAGGGCGAGGAGCGAAGGAACCGAUUCGCAGCCAGGGCUUUGUGCGAGCUCGCUGAAGAGGCGCCGCUGGCCUCGCCGCCGCCGAAGCGGGACGGCCGGGCUCCCCUUGGCCACCGAGGUCACCAAGAGGUGUCGAGCGCUGAAUUCCUCAGGGCAGACAGGCCGACAUCUCCAGGUUCGCAGGGGAGGCCCGAGAUGCUGCCUGCCUGCUUUUUCUUUUCCUUCACCUUUUUGAGCCGCAUGCUGAUUUUUUCUUUCGCUUUCCUGUGAAACUCUGAUGACCGAGGCAGCAUCCCCGUGAAACCCGCUGCGUUGCAGUUUCAUUCAUGCUGCUUAAAACUGUUUCAGCCCUGGCUUGGGAGCAAUAAACAGCUGGGACAAAAGCUCGGCUAAGGCAGCAGCCCUGCUUCUUUCCUGUGCUUAGACCCAGCCCUGCCUGGGCUCGGACGUGACUCUGAGCAUCCGUUUCUCCAGCUGCUUCCCCCCUCAUCCCAAAUUUGAUGCGGUCCCUUUGCCGCUUGGCUCCUUGGGGCACCGGAGGAGGAUGGAGGUGCCGUGGUGCCGCUUUGCAUCCGGAUGGUCUGACUCCGAGCACGGUGCUUUGCUCAGGAGCUGGCUCCCCGGACGUCGAGCCCCUCCGGAGGUGCGUCAUCCCCCGUGCCUGCCCCAUCCCACGCCUUUGUCCCGCAGCAAGCGUGAAGCCACGUGAACAUCUUCCAGGAAAAACUCAAAUCGCAAAACAAACCAAACACCACCCCCCCCCUCCAAAAAAAAAAGUGAUGAAACCUCCCCGCUUUCAGAUUUCAAGCAGUCCUGUUCCCGCGACGCGCCUGCUCUCCAGAGCCUGCCUGCAGCGGCUCCGCGCGCCGGGGCUCCGGAUUUGACACCUGCCUGCAGCGAGCUGGGCGGCGGGGUUCGCACCUCCGCGGCGAGCGGGGACGCCGCCUGCUUCGGAUCUUCGAAAGCGCGGGGUGGCAGGAAGCUUUUUUUUUUUUUUUUUUUUUUUUUAUUUUUAUUCUCUCUUCCCCCAACCGCAGCGGGGCCGGGUGCUGGGAGAGGGCGAUGGCUGCCAAGGGGUGACGGACUGGUGGUGGCAAGUGAGGACACGGGGAUGCUCAUACAGGUGGGCUUCCCCUGCUCUGGCAGAAUUCGGAAUGCCCAAAUAAAGCCCUGAGAAGCGAAUCUUCCUUCCGCAAGGUUUACAA
Messenger RNA from Tyto alba (common barn owl), 4994 nucleotides. It is a transcript of the gene PPCDC, whose product is annotated as phosphopantothenoylcysteine decarboxylase. Gene Ontology annotation, cellular component: phosphopantothenoylcysteine decarboxylase complex. Gene Ontology annotation, molecular function: FMN binding; phosphopantothenoylcysteine decarboxylase activity. Lineage: Eukaryota; Metazoa; Chordata; Aves; Strigiformes; Tytonidae. The transcript is spliced from 6 exons. Bases 459 to 1268 code for a protein of 269 amino acids. Gene Ontology annotation, biological process: coenzyme A biosynthetic process. The record is from RefSeq and is a predicted model, not a curated record.